UGCCUGCGUAGUUCAGUCAUUUUCGAGACGAUCAACAUGAAAUACUUUGCCAUUUGCGCCCUGCUCAUCCUUCCGCUGGUCAGCGGAGGAUAUGUGCCCCAAGCCAGGCACUUUGUGACCUACGAAAUCCAGACCGCCCCCCACCAGCAUUUGCCCCACAUGGAAGCCAUCGCCAGGAAGAUGCAAGCCAUGCUCCAGGAAAUGAUUCCGGAUAUGUCCGUCUUGGCUGAUGCCAUCAAUGUUCCCGAUAUGUCCGUCCAGGCCGAUGCUGGAGUCCUCCCCGAUAUGUCCGUGGCCACCGAUGCCGAUGACACUCCCAUUAGGCGCGCUGCCUGGUUCAAGGCUGCUCCCAUUGCCAAGGUCAUCGCUGCCAAGUUGGCCGAGAUUCCCGAUAUGUCCGUCCAGGCUGAUGCGGACUUGAUUCCAGACAUGUCGGUGGCCACCGAUGCUGAUGAGACCCCCAAGCGUGGCUCCUUUGACUUGAAGAAGCCUCUGCUUGCCAAGGUCGCCGGAGCUAUUGCCAGCCCUGAUGCCGAUCUGAUCCCCGAUAUCUCGGUGGCCUCCGAGGCGGAUGAGGAAGUCCAGGCCGAUGCCGAUCUGAUCCCCGAUAUCUCGGUGGCCUCCGAUGCUGAUGACACCCCUAAGGAGACUGUUGCUGAGGCUGAUGCUGAUCUGAUCCCCGACAUCUCGGUGGCUUCCGAUGCGGAUAAUACUCCCAGGAAGCCCAUCGCAGGUCUGAAGGCUCUGCCAAAGUUGGCCCUGGUUUCCGGAGCUGAGCCUGUGGAGCCUCAAGUCCAUGCCGAUGCUGAUCUGAUCCCUGAUAUCUCUGUGGCCAGCGAUGCCGAUUUCGAUCCCAAGAUGACCCUGGCUUCCCUUUUGGCCAAGCUCCACUAAACUUACUCCUGAAAGUAUCGGCAAAAUCUGAUUAAAUUGGAAACGUUUGUGUGUUUUUGUAUUUUUACGUUAUUA
Molecule: messenger RNA, 969 nt
Organism: Drosophila serrata
Lineage: Eukaryota; Metazoa; Arthropoda; Insecta; Diptera; Drosophilidae
Source: RefSeq, a predicted model, not a curated record